GUCAGAUUUGAAAAAUCGUGUUUAACGGAAGUUUACCACAUUAAUCGACGAAAUACAUCUUGGUUGUGUAUUUCCAUUAUCACCUUUUAGAUGGAAACAGGACGAUGGUACUAUUUUUCCUGUUCAUCUUCAAUGUGUUGGUUGCUACGUAUAUACCUAAGGUGGACUGUGUAAACGUAGAUGAUAUAAGAGGACUCUUCCCGAUAAUUGAUAGCAGCAUUGCCCGUAGAAUAAUGCAACUAAUGCGAGGGGAAUUACAGUUAGAGCGAAGCGGGUCCUCUUUAGUCAAUGUACUUCCUUCAGCUUUUGAAUCGAGAACAUGUGGGCCAGCAAGUGACCCUGCAUCGAUGAAUGUUGAUCUCUGUGUUAUCAUACAAACAACAUGCCAUAUAACAGAUGGAGAACUGGAAGCUGCAAGAAAUAUAAUUGUCCAAACUGCCGAGAGAUUCGGGACUGAUGUCUCCUUAAGCAUAGUGGGGUAUAGCGAUAAACCCAAGGUUCUUGUAGAAUUCCAAGAAAAUGGUGGAAUCCUUUUGGAGCGUAUGAGAAAAAUGAGAUUACGUAGGAGAAUCCAACGUUGUCGUGAUUGUGAAGCUGCUACGGGCGAUGCCCUGAGAACUUGUCGAGAGAUACUGAUACAUCAGGGAAGAGACAAUAGAUACUUCCCUGAUGCAAUCAUGAUCUUCACUGAUGGAGUCUCUAUGAAGAGCAAGUUUACCAUGAAUGAAGACAGAGCUGAAACCAUUGUAGAAGCUCUGCUAAAUAAGAGAGAGGGUAUCAUCACGAUUGUGUCAACAUUUAACAAUUCAGCCGGGCGCCACUCAGGAUUUGAUGAAUGGCAUGCCCUGAAUUCACCAAGUAACAUGGAUGGGGUAACACAACUCGAUCCGUUCCCAGCGACCGACCCAAACGCACAUGUAUAUACACGGUCUUUGGUGUUUAAUGACGAACCGAGCUUCUCCCUUGACGAGACAUUGACUGCAAUGCAUGUUAGGUCUUUCAAAAAGCAAAUAUAUACAGCUAUUCCGGGAUGUUCCGAUCCUUGCAACCAGUUUGCUGAUAUAGUCAUCAUUAUCGACAGGUCAGAAAGCAUUGCUGUGUCCGAUUUACAGAUCGUCUUGGAUUUCUUCAUAUUUUUGCUCGGGGAGUCUUUAAUCGAACCUGACACGGGAUUACAAUUUGCUAUAUAUUCAUACAAUGGUGAGAUAUAUAAACAUUCGACAGUAGGUCAGUAUACAACUAAAGAAGAACUGAUACGUGUAGUGAAGAGCAUACCGUUAGAGACUGCGAAGUACACGGAUACAGGAAUUGCAAUUAACCAGGCAAUGACAGAUUUGUUGGUAAAUGGUAGAGAGGAGUCAAGGAAGACGAUUAUUAUCGCCACUGAUGGUCGAGCCUGGAGACCCCGUGCUAAAAGAGCUGACUCUACGUUAGCCAUAAGAGCUGCAAAGAUAGCUGCGGCUCGUGAGGUAGAGAUAUAUAUUAUAGGACUUCCCAGUAGAUACGGGCAUAUGGAUGGAAUGACUGAAUGGAGUCAAUUAGCGAGUGAGCCAAUAGAAUGCACCAUCGUCAACAUGCAAAGGCCAAAUGCUACUUUCGAUGAUCUUUAUCUUGCUGGCAUUAUGUUGACAAAUGAACUAUGUAAAAAGGGAGCUGACUCCAGUGUAUGUACAUUCCAAAAUAACGACUUUGACUAAAAGGCGACAGCUAGUCUCAUGCAAAGUUGUGAAGGUGUUUUUGAAAAGCAACGAUAGUGGGCAAGAUUUUGAGAUAUUUAUCAUCUACCGGUGUUAUGUAAAAU
Molecule: messenger RNA, 1801 nt
Organism: Owenia fusiformis
Lineage: Eukaryota; Metazoa; Annelida; Polychaeta; Sabellida; Oweniidae
Source: the annotation of a GenBank genome assembly